CUCUCUGAAGAGGAACGAGCCCAUUCGGUAAUGUUAAAUUUAUGUACUGAACCCUCCAUAAACUUUUAAAAGACACCUCGUCAGCUGAACUAAGCAAGCAAGCAAAGACUCGGUCCAUUUGAACCACUUCGUGAACCUGAAUUUUACAAAACAUGGUGCUGAAUGUUCCUGGCUUGGUGGCGGUCAUCAUCUUCUAUAUCAUCAUCCUCGUCAUCGGACUAUGGGCGGCCCGCCGGACCAAAGGGGAGACAAACAGCGAAAAUGUGAUGCUUGCUGGGAGGAAUAUUGGACUUUUUGUGGGAGUCUUCACCAUGACCGCUACGUGGGUAGGUGGCGGGUUCAUAAAUGGAACAGCGGAGACGGUGUAUAGCUACGGACUGGUCAACACUCAAGCUCCCCUGGGGUACGCCCUCAGCCUUGUUAUAGGCGGGAUAUUUUUUGCCAAAAAGAUGCGCCAGCAGGGGUAUGUCACAAUGUUGGAUCCAUUCGCCCGGAAAUAUGGGGAAAGGAUGGGCGGACUGAUCUACAUACCGGCGUUGCUAGGGGAGGUUUUCUGGUCAGGGGCCAUAUUGGCUGCUCUGGGAAGCACCCUGCGGGUGAUCAUAGGUCUCUCCCACGAAGUGGCCAUCAUCGUCUCUGCCUGUAUCGCUGUGUUCUACACCCUGUUUGGAGGGCUCUACUCCGUGGCCUACACUGACGUCGUACAACUCAUCUGUAUCUUCGUGGGAUUGUGGCUCUGUGUCCCAUUUGCCAUGACAAAUGACUUAGUGGAGAAUAUAUCUGUCAAUUCUUCCACCCUGUGGAUCCAAGAGGUGGAUCCCGUGUUUGUUGGGGUGUACAUAGACUCCUUCCUCCUACUCAUAUUCGGCGGACUGCCCUGGCAGGUGUACUUCCAAAGGGUCCUGUCUGCAAGGACGGUCGGAACGGCCAAGUACCUGUCGUUUGUCGGUGGACUGGGCUGUCUAAUUAUGGCCAUACCAUCUGUCCUUAUCGGUGCCAUAGCUACUAAUGCAGACUGGAAUCGCACUGCUUUUGUGACCAGAGACAACUUCAAUGCGUCAGAUAUACCUAACAGAGCGUCAGACAUUUUACCAUUGGUCUUGCAAUACCUGACUCCGGACUGGGUUUCCUUUGUUGGACUAGGGGCGGUAUCAGCUGCCGUAAUGUCGUCUGCUGACUCUUCCAUUUUAUCCGCCAGCUGCAUGUUUGCUAGAAAUAUCUAUAAGAUGAUUUUCAGACAAAAGGCUUCAGAAAACGAAAUCAUUUGGGUGAUGAGAUUUGCUAUAUUUGGCGUUGGUGUUCUGGCAACAGUCAUGGCCAUUACAGUGAAGUCCAUCUACACUCUGUGGUACCUUUGCUCCGACCUGGUGUACGUGGUAUUGUUCCCGCAACUCCUCUGCGUGAUCUAUUUGAAAACUUCCAAUACAUACGGGUCACUAGUUGCCUACGUCAUCGGUAUGUUUUUCCGGAUCGCUGGAGGAGAGCCUUCAUUGGGUAUCGACGUCCUCAUAAAAUUCCCGUACUAUUCUGAAGAGAAUGGACAGGUUUUUCCGUUUAAAACACUCUGCAUGUUGAUGUCAUUUACGUCACUUGUUUUCGUGUCCUAUUUGACUGACUUCUUGUUCAAGAGGGGAAUUCUUCAUCCUCGGUUUGAUAUAUUCAAGUGUGUGGUGAACCAAUGUGAAAGUGAUGUCAAAUUGCAAAAAUACACCGUUAAUUCGGAAACAUUCGACAAUCCUACAUAUGCGCAAUCCCAAGAGGGAAUCCCAACAUCAAAAUAAUGAGUUUGCAAGGACACGGGUCUCUAUCACGUUUUGCACACGUAUAUACAGUACUAUUUUAUAGCUAGCAUAUGACGGUCGAUGGCAUUUUUUUUUAAAUUAAGCAUAUUUUAAACCUUUUGAUCACAAGCACCUUACAUUAGUAAUAUUUAUCGUAAUGAAAAUACCCUAUUUUUACAUUAUACAGGUAUUUUUCAAAGAGUAAAACAAAAAAAAAAAAUGGUGGGUAUACUAGUAUAUGCAAAGUUGAUGAUAAUUUUACAAAUUUGCCACAGAGUUAUAUUUGUAUUAAAAAAUAAAACUUACAACAUAAAAUAUUCAGAUUUUAAGGGUUGUAUGCGGUUUUUUUUUUUAAAUUGAAAUUCUCGCAAUGUUUACAAAAUUUUACGAAGAAUGAAAAAUAAAUAAAAAGUAACAACCCCCCCCCCCCAACACAUUCCUGAUCAAAACCUUAAUUAUAGAGGGUUUGUAGCAUUCAUCAAAUCCUUUUUGUUCAACAGUGUAAUUUUAUGUUCUAUGCUGCAUCGUCCAAAUCAAAAUUGAAAUUUGUAAGACCCAGUUGGUCUUUCAUUUUUUAAAGAGUUACUUAGUUGUACGUGUACUAAGUUGCCCCACUUAUUUUGACGCGAUGGACCAAGAUUUUAUGCUGUAGGGUGCGUUACGUGAAAAGCACACACCUGUAUCCACAGGAGCCCCUAAGAAGGUUGUUUACUUGUGCAUAUGUAAUUUUUGACAUACAUUUGAUGACCUAAGUAAUCGCAAUCUACCUUUUUUAACCCGAGCAAACUUACUGUUCUCGCCUCAAACCACAUUCAGUUUAUGAUCUCCCAGGAGAGAGAAACAUGUUUAUAUGGACUCGGUCGUUUCCAAUCGUUGUUGUUGCGAACUGAUAAAAAUGACCAUAUAUAUAUAUAUAUAUAUAUA
Molecule: messenger RNA, 2705 nt
Organism: Magallana angulata
Lineage: Eukaryota; Metazoa; Mollusca; Bivalvia; Ostreida; Ostreidae
Product: high-affinity choline transporter 1-like
Exons: 7
Coding region: 153-1781 (542 amino acids)
Biological process (GO): acetylcholine biosynthetic process; choline transport; transmembrane transport
Cellular component (GO): plasma membrane
Molecular function (GO): choline:sodium symporter activity
Source: RefSeq, a predicted model, not a curated record